AUGGCUGCCUUAGUAACAGGCCUGAUCCCCAUCCUGCGCACAGCAGUAGAUACCACCACCACCUACAAGUGCCGCUCGCUGUGGUUCGGCUUCCUGUGCAUCCGCCUGGUCAUCCUCUUUCUGGCUGAGCUUCCUUUCUCUAAACUGGACAAAGACUUCUCCUGCAACGUCACUGACGUCUGCAUGCAGGCCUGUUUUAAUAAACACUUUGACAAACCAAUGUUGGUGGCCUGGAACUUCAUCUAUGUGCUUGUCAUCAUCUCUGUGCUCCUCAUGGAGCUGUUCACCUCACACCUGCGCUCUCUGGCUCAUAAGAGGAGGGUAAAGGCAGGAGAUGAGGAAAUGGAGACUCAGGGAAAGGAGGAAACAGACCCAAAGGGGAGAACGGUGAUAGACUUCCACAGAGACAAGGGCACAGUGGGCUUUUACCUGCUCAGCAUCGUCCUGCGAAUCCUGUUUGAAACCUGGUUUAUGUAUGUUCUGCUGUCCUGGAACCUUUCAGCUCUGAGUGAUGAACCUUUCAAAUGUUUUGAACAAACAUGCAGAAGUCAGAAUGCAGAAUUCGCUCUCUGUGUUGUGAGGGCUGCUCCAGAAAAACGCAUGUCUAUUUACGCUUUGGCCUCCAUCUCUGGCACGGUUAUCAUUGUUUCAGUCCUAUUUUGUAUGUACUCCAUUGUUCAUUACCUCUGUGACUUCUAA
Xyrichtys novacula (pearly razorfish) is the source of this 699-nucleotide messenger RNA. The record is from the annotation of a GenBank genome assembly. Lineage: Eukaryota; Metazoa; Chordata; Actinopteri; Labriformes; Labridae.